CCCCCAUUUUAAUAAAUGAAACAGCCCAAGCACCAUUUAAAGGACGGACCUCCCCCUCCAAGUGUUGAAAAGGGGAAGAUCGGAGGACGAUCACAGAGGAAAUUUAGUUACACAGGAUUCUUCUUUCAAUUAAGAACUGACAAUGCGAGCCAUGAUUCCGCUGUUGGUGGUGUUAGUCGGUGUCUUGGUGUUGAGGACAGGUGCAGAUUCAUCUUCAGCGCCAUCAGCAGCAGCAGCAGCAGCAUCAGGACCUGCAAAACCGGGACCGACUGGAGCUGCAGGACCGGGACCGUCUGGACCUGCAGCACUGGGACCGUCUGGACCUGCAGGACCGGGACCGUCUGGAGCUCCAAAAGCAGCACCAUACAACGGCACUGCCAGCGCUGUGACGUCAUCGACCUUCGGGAUAGUGCUAUCCGUUGUGGGCGUGGCCACCGUUAGACAAGUGCUGUAGACUGUCCUCCUGACCAACGUCAUCUGUCCAAGGAGAAUACUUAUCACACAAAAGGGAACGUCAGAAUUGUAUAAAUGUAUUAUUAAGUGACAUUUCACCACCUAGAAGUUCUUAUUUACACAGUUACUCUCAGGACGAUAACGUGUCUUUGUUCAUAUCUUUAAAAUAUUCAUGUUCUUUGAGGAUUUAAUUUUGGUAGUACUUCCCUAGUGACAUAAACCCUGGCAAAUUGACGUCACACUGUCUCCAUUUUCUACCUAUUUCCAUACCUUCCUGUUCUAAAUUGUACAUGAUUAAGAAUUCCAACGAAGCCAUUGCUACUUGUCUCCCCACUAAGACAAACUACCAUGUGUUUUGAUCAGUGAGUUUAUAAGUAGCCGUUCUGUGGCAAUGACUUGGGUUCGCGUGAUCACAUGUUGUAAUGUAGGGAUUGACAGAUUGUAGUUUAUGAUGUUAGCGUAGCAUCUGAAAUGACUUUGCUAAAAAACACUGUUUCUGUUCUGAAAUACACAAAAAUAAUUUUGCAAUAAAACACUGUUUCCGAUCUUUAA
Haliotis rufescens (red abalone) is the source of this 1005-nucleotide messenger RNA. RefSeq lists its product as uncharacterized. The transcript has 9 exons. Bases 16 to 441 code for a protein of 141 amino acids. Lineage: Eukaryota; Metazoa; Mollusca; Gastropoda; Lepetellida; Haliotidae. The record is from RefSeq and is a predicted model, not a curated record.